Molecule: messenger RNA, 2044 nt
Organism: Apis dorsata (giant honeybee)
Lineage: Eukaryota; Metazoa; Arthropoda; Insecta; Hymenoptera; Apidae
Product: neurotrimin-like
Exons: 5
Coding region: 210-1058 (282 amino acids)
Biological process (GO): synapse organization
Cellular component (GO): neuron projection membrane
Source: RefSeq, a predicted model, not a curated record
UGGACGCCGGAUUAAGGAGUCACGCUUUCAGUUUUCUCCUGGUAAUUCUCGUGCUGUGCCGUUAAAUUUGCAUUGUGUCUACGAGAAUAUUCUACGAGAAUAUUUUCCCGUCUACAAGAAAAUUCUUAUCUGUGUUCGAUGUGCUUUUGAUUGUGUUAUCUUCGAAGUUUCAUACGGAAUCUGAUGAAAACUUACAUAAAACACGGAGUAUGAGGGUGAGCACAAGAUCCCAUUCGUUAGUGAAGAGGUUCGACGGGAUUUACACGGGGCCGUACUUCGACUCAAACACUCCCACGAACAUCACGGCCCAGCUGGGGAGUCAUGCUUACCUGCCGUGCAAAGUGCGACAGCUCGGUAAUAAAUCGGUGUCGUGGAUCCGAAGAAGGGACUCGCAUAUCCUCUCGGUAGAUAGAACCAUGUUUAUCCCGGACGAAAGGUUUCAAGCGCUUUUCGUAGAUGCGUCGGACACUUGGACCCUGCAGGUUAAGUACGUGCAGGCACGCGACGAAGGCGAGUACGAGUGCCAAAUCUCGACCGACCCGAAGAAGAGUCACAUCAUCAAGCUCAACAUCGUCGUGCCAAAGAUCGAGAUCAUAGGCGACCGCGACAUGUACGUGAAGACCGGAAGUACAGUUGCGAUACGAUGUGUGAUCAAACAAUCUCUCGAGGGCCCUUUCUACGUUUUCUGGUACCACGAGGGUGAUCGCGUUUUGGACUACCAAUUGAACAAGAUCGAUAUCCAGACGAAGAGGAUCGAUCACGACACAAUCAGCAGUCUCCUGAUCCAUAAAGCGAGGCGGGAAGAUUCGGGAAAUUACACUUGCAGUCCGAGCAGUUUGGACAGCGCGAGCGUGCAGCUUCACGUGUUAAAUGGGGAGCAUCCUGCAGCGAUUCAAAGAGGGAUCAGCUCGGCACCGGGUGGUUGUCCAACGUUAUGGUGGCUGGCAGGCGUCGUGACGCUUUAUUCGAGUCAUGGUAGCCGCCUGUUCGUCCUCGCCCUUCUGAUCCUCAUGGUCCUCUACUCGAAGAAUCCAUCUUACUUCGCGCCGGAACGAUAAUCAGAAACAGGAGCUGGACUGUGUCGAAAGAUGAUCGAUUAUCUCCUGCUACGAGACCCGGAAGGCGCCUCGAGGGAACGUUACAUCAAGAGGAGACGAGGGAAAGUGCACGCGGAGGGCUUCUUCGGAAAAAAAGACUUCGUGGCAAGGUGGACGAUGAAGGAAGAGAGAAGUUGAUCGAGGGAACGAUGGAAAACCGCGAGAGAACAGCGCGACGAGAAACUACGUGUUCACGUUCGAAGAUAACUGAGAGAAAUAUCGAAAUCCUUCAACCGAAUAAAAUAUAGCCGAAUUUUAUUAUCGAGUUCGUUUGUCGAACAGAAAAAAAAAAUGAUUUCGAAUAAGUGCCGGUUUUCUUCGUUUACGCGGCUCAGUGAUUGAAUUUCGUCGAGAAAUUAAAUGUAUAUUCAGAAAGGAGAAAUCUUCACAACGAAGGAUCGAAACUCCUGCUUUUCGAACGACUCGAUCCACUAUCAAUUAUAGGGAUCCGUGAACGACGUCGAUCGCGGGCAUCUCAACGACGAUUCUACUCUGUGAACGUGUUUAUAAAGGAAAUUCAGGAUAACGCACGUGUGUCGAGAUAGUAUGAUCCGGCCGUUAGAAAUUAGGGGUUAAUUAAUCUCGGGGGGAGAUUACUCGUGAUAUCGGUGCGAGUUCUUCACGCGGUCGAAAAGUGGUUACUUAUGGUCGAGCGAUGGACAAAACGAAACGACACGAAGCUUGCGAACACCCUCCCUCUAAUCCUCACCUUCAAAAGCGGGACAACAAGACGAAUUUUUUAUAGGAAUUAUACAUAUAAAAAUAUACGAUCUUCCAAUGUGUAUUUCAAACACGCGCGAUAUAGAACCUUUUAUACCCUCGUUACGCAUCCUCCAUCGUUCUAUAACGAAUCAUUCUAACUGAUCGCUGAAUCGUCAUACGAAAUCAUUGUACAUAUUUGCCUAUAUAAAAAGUAACACCGUCGUGUUAAAUGAUCGUGUAAAAAA